UCUUCAAUUAGUAACUCAACACUGUCUGACAACACAAAACGACACCGUUUUAAUUCAGUCCCCCUUCUCCUUUCACCUUCUUCCCACUUCUCUAAAACCCUAAUACAAAGUCUCUGCAAUUACUGAAAAUGGCAUCUCUAGUUUCGAAAAUCUCAUUGACAAGACUCUUUUCACGGAUCCGUGCCCCAUCAAUAGCUUACACUCUAUGCACAGCUACAGAAACCCGAACCCAGAAGUUGGAGCGGAUCGCCGACCAACUUCUGGACCUGAAUAAGCUCGAAAAGCAUGACUACUCCAUCCUAUUCCGGCACAAAAUGGGUCUUAACCGAUAUGGACCUGCUGUUUCAGGUUUGGGCUCUGGAUCUUCUUCGUCCGGCCCUGGUGCAGCGGCUGCGGAUGCAAAGGUGGAAGAAAAAACCAUCUUUGAUGUAAAGCUUGACAAGUUUGAUGCGGCGGCGAAGAUUAAGGUGAUUAAGGAAAUUAGGUCUUUUACUGAUUUGGGUUUAAAGGAAGCUAAGGAGUUGGUAGAAAAAGCGCCAGCAGUGGUGAAAAAGGGAGUAACGAAAGAUGAAGCUAAUGCCAUUAUAGAAAAGCUCAAGGCAAUAGGUGCUACAGCGGUAUUAGAAUGAAAUUUCCAAUUUUGCCUCAUGUUCUUAUACUUUAAAUUGUUAUUUUUAUGGGGAAUAGAAAUGGAAAUUGUACUCCAUUUUGACGAAUUUUGGUUGCACAUUGCUAGGGACUUCACUACAUUGAUUUGCUACUCAUUUUUAUGUGCCCCGUUACUGUUUAUAGUUCCUUGUUACUGCUUCAAUAAACUCUUGUCUUAGUUCAGUUACUCUGUGCAAUAGAGUAGAUUGAAAUUGUAAUAACUUGCUGGGAUUGAGCAUGUUGAUUAUCUUGGAUUGCAAGAUCCAUUGUUCUCCCUUUUAACAUGGAUUUACUUACAAA
Molecule: messenger RNA, 948 nt
Organism: Solanum pennellii
Lineage: Eukaryota; Viridiplantae; Streptophyta; Magnoliopsida; Solanales; Solanaceae
Product: 50S ribosomal protein L7/L12-like
Exons: 1
Coding region: 129-629 (166 amino acids)
Biological process (GO): translation
Cellular component (GO): ribosome
Molecular function (GO): structural constituent of ribosome
Source: RefSeq, a predicted model, not a curated record